Molecule: messenger RNA, 1023 nt
Organism: Nematocida parisii ERTm1
Lineage: Eukaryota; Fungi; Microsporidia
Product: CMGC/CK2 protein kinase
Exons: 1
Coding region: 1-1023 (340 amino acids)
Biological process (GO): protein phosphorylation
Cellular component (GO): nucleus; cytosol; protein kinase CK2 complex
Molecular function (GO): ATP binding; protein serine/threonine kinase activity
Source: RefSeq, a predicted model, not a curated record
AUGGUACUGGAACCCACUCCGCGAGUGUACGUCAACAACGCACUGAAGAGAGGCAAGGCAUACUAUGAGUAUGCAGACUAUACUAUUGAGUACGGGGAUAUUGAGAGGUAUAAAAUAACAGAUUUUCUAGGCAGAGGAAAAUAUUCUCAAGUAUUCAAAGGGAGGGAGGAAAGGCCUAAUUCGUCAAAGUACAGAGAAUGUGUAAUAAAAGUACUGAGGCCUAUUAGAGAGAAAAAAAUCAAUAGAGAAAUAAAAAUACUGAAAUCUCUUGUGAACAUAGAGAAUGUCAUACACCUGCUAGACGUAGUUAAAGACAGCGAAACAAACACAAGAUCGCUAAUAUUCCCAUAUGAGGACCAUACAGAAGCCAGAGCUCUUUUUAAAAUAUUCACACACGAUGAUAUAGUAUACUAUAUGCAUAAACUUCUGAGCACUCUUGAUGAAAUACAUGCAAUGGGAAUAUUCCACCGCGACUUAAAGCCGCAGAAUAUUAUUAUAAACCAUAAAACACGUGUACUGAAAAUCAUUGACUGGGGGCUGGCUGAGUACUAUUUGCCAAACACAGAGUAUGCCACCCGGGUGGCAAGUCUGCACUUUAAAGCGCCUGAGCUACUUCUGGGGUACAGGUACUAUGACUACUCUCUGGACAUUUGGUCUGCAGGGUGCAUCCUUGGUGAGAUGAUUUUCAAUCGGGCACCGCUAUUUAACGGCAACUCAAACGAAGACCAACUAGAAAAAAUCAUCCGAGUGUGCGGAGUAAACCAGCUAAAAUCCUACAUGGAGAAGUAUAAGCUAACACACCCAGCAAACCAGCUAGAAAAAAUAUACUCGGUAUGCCCAUCUGAGAACUCGUGGGCGUCUGUUCAAGCGGCAGACAUCCGAGUUUCAAAGAAGUCUCACCAAAGGGAUGGGCUUAUAGCCCUGCUAAAGGAUAUGCUUAUGGUUGACCAUCGGAGAAGGCCAAGCGCAAAGGGGGCCCUUGACUAUGAAGUGUUUAGCUGUUUUAGUAAUAGAAAUGAGUAA